AGAAGAAUACCUGAGCUCAGUGGUUCACCCUUGGUGGUUUCGUAAGCUUCUGAUUUUGCUUUGUUCAUUAAUGAUAGAUAUAUAUUUGGUUGGCUGUGCUUGCUCAUUUGGGCUAUAUGUUUACAAGAAGUUGAAUAAGCACCAAGAAACUGGUCCUGAUAGCAAAAUUUGGAAAAAGCCAAGGAAAUUUAUUUCUCAUAUUGUAGAUAUAUAUGGAAAGAUAUGGCAUGGUUAUGAAGUUACUGGCAUGGAGCAUCUCCCUAAAGGACCAGGGAUUAUUAUUUAUCAUCAUGGAGUUGCUCCUCUCGGCUAUUCCUUAUUUGCGGCUAGAUAUUUUUUAGAGACGGGGAGACUGUGCUUUUCAUUAAUUCAUCAUUUGGGGAAUUGGAUACCAGGGCUGCAGAUGGUUUUUUAUGUGAGCGGGUUGAAAUCUUACAAUAAAGCUGAAAUUGUGGAAAUGAUGAAGAAAGGCCAUUUAAUGGGCAUUGCACCUGGUGGAGCUAGAGAAGCACUGUUUAGUCACGAUUACGGCAUAAUGUGGGAGAAACGCACAGGUUUUGCUCAGGCAGCUUUGGAGGCGAAAGUGCCCAUCAUCCCUAUUUUUACACAAAACAGUUGUGAAGCAUACAGGACCAUUGGAAAGACAAGGCUGACAAAAUGGCUGUAUGAUAAAACUCGAGGUAUAUUCGUCCUCAUUUACGGAGGGUUUCCAGUGAAAUUGAGGACAUUUAUUGGAGAACCCAUCCCAUAUGAUCCAAAUAUAACAGCUGUAGAGCUGGCUCAAAGAGUGAAGAUUGCACUUGAAAAUCUUCGGGAUAAACACCAAAAAAGGCCAGGAAAUAUAUUAAGAGCUCUUUCAGAACGAUUUGAUAAGCAUUACAAAGCUAACUAGUCCAUAUAAAACAGUUGCAGUGUUUCUGACGAGGUGUCUGUAAUAGGAAGCAUUAAUACUUGUGUUAUUAAAGCUAAGUUGA
Messenger RNA from Podarcis muralis (Common wall lizard), 974 nucleotides. Its product is annotated as DGAT1/2-independent enzyme synthesizing storage lipids-like. Gene Ontology annotation, cellular component: membrane. The record is from RefSeq and is a predicted model, not a curated record. Gene Ontology annotation, molecular function: acyltransferase activity. NCBI's taxonomy places the organism in Eukaryota, Metazoa, Chordata, Lepidosauria, Squamata, Lacertidae.